Molecule: messenger RNA, 864 nt
Organism: Talaromyces atroroseus
Lineage: Eukaryota; Fungi; Ascomycota; Eurotiomycetes; Eurotiales; Trichocomaceae
Exons: 4
Coding region: 1-864 (287 amino acids)
Source: RefSeq, a predicted model, not a curated record
AUGGCAAUCUACAACCCGUUUGCUAAACGAGAAUCUCAUCAUCGCAACCUCUUGAUCACGUAUCAAGUGCUGUCAGUCCUGUCAUGGAUCCUGGUCGUCGUUACUGGCAUCUACUAUUCGCUCCACAAGCCUCAUGAUGUGAAGCAUGGACACAACAUCUGGAAGCAAGCAAACAAACACCCGACACCCUUCUCCCAGAACACAGUCAUUACUGGGAUUUAUUGGGUUCUGCUGCUAUUGUCUCAAGUCAGUUAUGUCGGGCAAUUCUUCUCCAGAAACUCUGCCUUGGUCACAAGCGCUGCCAAUGUCGCUUCUCAUUUCAUCUUGAACAACCUCUUGGUCUUUGCUUUCAUCUUGCUCUGGGUCCGGAAUCAUUUCUGGCCAGCCGAACUCAUCCUCAUUGUCCAUGUCCUGAGUCAGUCAUCGGCAUAUUGGAUUCAUCUUGCAUCUCCUCCUUUCGUGCACUGGCCUGCCAUCGCCGGCCCAUACGCCUGGUCGCUCACUGCUCUAUUCUGGAAUGGCGCCGUUGCAGUGCAUGCCCAUAACUUGCCCUCACGCGUUGUCGCCAAUAUUUUCAUCUGGGUGAUUUUCGUCAUUGGGUUUGUUCAUAUUUUCUUUGCCAGAGAUUAUAUUUUUGGAUAUUCCUUGUCCAUUUUGACCCUAUCACUGGCUGUCAAACAAUUUGAUAUCAAGAUUAUUGCCCUGCAGUGGAUCUUCGCCUUUGUUAUUUUCGCGGUCUUCUUCGUCGGCUCGCUAUAUGUCUCGUCUACCGCUUAUGCCGGUCGAAACCUUUGGCUUCAGCGUGUCGUGUCUCCGGAGUCAUCGACUGAACGUGAACGAGAGCCAUUGCUCGAUGAGCCUUGA